GAGGAAGAAGAAAGAGAAGCAGAGAUCUCUCCUUCAUCCCUCCAUCCUCUCCUCCAUCACCGGAUCUUCUAGGAGCCGCUGCGCGUGCCCGCUGCGCGUCCCCGCCAGUUACGGAUCGACUUCCUGUCGGAGACCAAAGCUGAUUCUGAUUGGACGAUGGAGAAGCUGCAGGUUCUGCUGGUCCUGGUCUCCACGGUGAUGAUGGAACCAGCUGGUGGUGGAGAUGUCUGCGUAUCGGGUCACGACUCUGGUCCGGUGUUUGAGGAGCAGCCCAGAGGACUAAUUUACCCCGAGGGCUUGACUGAAGGCAAAGUGACGCUGAGCUGCCAAGCUAGAGCUAGCCCUGCUGCUGCAUACAGGUGGCUGCUGAACGGCACCGAGGUGCCGCUGGGCUCGGACCGGUACCAGCUGGUAGCCGGGUCUCUGGUGGUGUCGAACCCCCAACCGGACCGGGACGCCGGGUCGUACCAGUGUCUGGCCCAGAACCGGUGCGGAGCCGUGAUCAGCAGGAAGGCCAACCUGAAGUUCGGAUACCUCCAUGACUUUUCUCCCGACAGCCGGAGUCCCAAGACGGCGUACGAGGGAGUGGGAACUUUCCUGGCCUGCCAGCCCCCCCCACAUUACCCAGCCCUCUCCUACCGCUGGCUGAUCAACGACUUCCCCAACUUCAUCAAGAAGGACGACAGUCGCUGGUUCGUUUCCCAGGUGACGGGGAACCUUUACCUGGCUAGCGCCACGGCUAACGACACGGGCAACUACUACUGUUUCACCACAAUCAACCUGGACAUCAGCACCAAGAGCACCUUCAGCAAGGCAGUCCCGCUGACGGUGCUACCGGACGCCAACCCCAGGAAAUCUGUCCCGACCAUCAAAGUUCGAUUCCCAGCAGAAACUUAUGCCCUCGCCGGAAACACGGCCCAGCUGGAGUGCUACGCUUACGGGAAUCCCGUCCCCAAGAUCCGCUGGAGGAAGAUCGAGGGUUUGAUGCCGUCCAAAGCCGGUUCCUCGGUCCAGGGUCCGACCCUCGUCCUGCCGGACCUGAACUUUGAUGACGAGGGAAUCUACGAGUGUGAAGCUUAUAACUCUGAGGGCAGCGACAUGACGCAGGGACGCAUCAACGUACAAGCCCAGCCCUCGUGGCUGCAGGUCAUGAGCGACUCUGAGGUGGAGAUCAGCUCCGACCUCCACUGGAGCUGUCUGGCCGCCGGGAAACCCCGCCCCUCCGUCCGCUGGCUGAGAGACGGACAGCCAAUCAGCAGCCAGGACCGGCUGGAGGCGACCUCCGUCCACCUCCGGAUCAAUAAUCUGGCCCUGGAGGAUUCUGGGAUGUUCCAGUGCGUCGCUGAGAACAAACACGGAACCAUCUACUCGUCGGCCGAGCUCCGGGUCCAAGUCCAGGCUCCAGAUUUCCGCUUGAAUCCGGUCAGGAAGUUGAUCCCGGCGGCCCGGGGCGGCCGGGUGAAGAUGGAGUGUCGUCCUCGCGCCGCGCCGAAGCCAAGCUUGUUCUGGAGCCGCGGGACCGAGUUGCUCAUUAACAGCAGCAGGAUCACGGUGACUCCAGACGGGAUUCUGUGGAUCAGCAACAUCAGCAGAUCUGACGAAGGAAAAUACACGUGUUUCGCUGAGAAUUACCUGGGGAAGGCUAACAGCACUGCGCACCUGUCAAUCAGAGACGCCACCAAGAUCACUCUGGCUCCGUCCAACGCCGACGUGAACCAGGGGGAGAACGUGACGCUGCAGUGCCGAGCGUCGCACGACCCGACCAUGGACCUGAGCUUCAGCUGGGCCCUGAACGGGGCCCCCCUGGACCUGGGGGCCCCUGGGGGCCCUGGAGGCCCUGGGGGCCCCGCAGGGCCGUACCAACGGGUUCCCGGGAAGGAAACGGUGGGGGAUCUCCAGAUCUCCAGGGCUCAGCUCCACCAGGCAGGAACCUUCACCUGUACGGCUCAGACCGUCGUGGACUCGGCGUCGGCUUCCGCCAAGCUGCUGGUCCGAGGUCCUCCAGGACCUCCUGGAGGUCUCCUCCUGAGGAACGUGGCGGAGACGUCCCUGGAGCUCCGCUGGAGUCGAGGGUUCGACAACCACAGUCCCAUCGGCCGAUACGUCGUCCUGGGAAGAUCUUCUUCUUCUUCUUCGUCUCCGGGGGAGUGGAGGAAGAUGAGGACAGACCCGUCCUCCAUCGAGGGAAACGCUGAGUCGGCCCGGGUCGUGGGUCUGACUCCCUGGAUGGACUACCAGUUCCAGGUGGUGGCUAGCAACAUCCUGGGUAGUGGAGAAGCUAGCGUAGCCUCCAGCACCGUCAGGACUCUGGCUGCAGCUCCCAGCGUGGCCCCCAGCGGUCUGGGGGGAGGUGGGGGGGACCGACACGAGCUGAUCGUCACCUGGACGCCCAUGGCCAGGGAGUACCAGAACGGCGACGGCUUCGGCUACAUCCUGGCGUUCCGGAGGACGAGCUCGUCUUCCUGGAUGGAGGUCAGGAUUCCCAACGUGGAAUCUUCUCGAUACGUUUACUCCAACGAGAGUCUGGCGCCGUUCAGCCCGUUCCACGUGAAGAUCCGGGCCUUUAACCGGCGAGGAGAAGGCCCGUCCAGCCAGACGGUGGAGGUCCGAUCUGCAGAGGACGAACCCACCGUCGGGCCCUCAAACAUCAACGCUACGGCCCUGUCGGCCUCCGAGGUUCUGGUCUGCUGGGAACCGGUUCAGGGGGGAACCAACGGAGUCCUGAGAGGAUACGAGAUCCGGUUCUGGCGGCAGCACGAGCGUCCGGCGGCCGCCGACCGCGUCAGGACGUUGGGACUCGAACCGUCGGCGCGCGUGUCAGGCCUGCGGCCCAGCAGCAGCUACCACCUAGCGGUGCUAGCCUACAACAGCGCCGGCACCGGGCCGCCGUCGCCGCGGGCAACGGUCACCACCAGGAAACCACCUCCCAAUCGUCCUCCAGGAAACGUGUCCUGGAGAAUUCAGGGUUCCAUGGUGACGCUGCGCUGGGACCCGCUAGCGGCGCUGCACAACGAGUCAGCGGUUCUGGGAUACAAGGUUCUGUACAAACACGAGGACCAGACGGCGCUGAAGCUGCUGGACCGGACCAGAACCUCCGUUAUGCUCCCGCUCCCUGAAGACGGCUACGCGGUUCUGGAGGUCCGGACCUGGGGGGACGGUGGAGACGGACCGUCGUACCAGGUCAUCGUGUCCCGGGACUCGGGAACCGGGAUGAUGGUCCAGAAAGACUCGGCCUCCAAACCGUCGCUGCCGCUCGGCUUUGUUAGCUUGAUGCUGCUAACGCUGGCGUUGGGGUCACAUUUUUGACCCCAGGACGACCCCAGGACGACCCCAGGACGCCCAACCACCGGCCCCAGGACGACCCCAGGACGACCCCAGGACGACCCCAGGACGCCCAACCACCGACCCCAGGACGACCCCAGGACCGACCCCAGGACGACCCCAGGCCUCGUUAGCCUGAUGCUACUAACGCUGGCGUUGGGGUCACAUGUUUGACCCCAGGACGACCCCAGGACGACCCCAGGCCUCGUUAGCCUGAUGCUACUAACGCUGGCGUUGGGGUCACAUGUUUGACCCCAGGACGACCCCAGGACCGACCCCAGGACGACCCCAGGACGUGUGGGUUUUCGGGGGAAUGAGAGUCUUCUGGACUGAUUACUUCUCAACAGUAACGACGUAUUUAAAAGCUUCACAUGUGAUCCAUCAAAUACUCACACUUUUUUCACGAUAAAAAAAACUAAA
Messenger RNA from Cololabis saira (Pacific saury), 3741 nucleotides. RefSeq names its product contactin 2 (gene cntn2). The record is from RefSeq and is a predicted model, not a curated record. Gene Ontology annotation, biological process: brain development; cell-cell adhesion. Lineage: Eukaryota; Metazoa; Chordata; Actinopteri; Beloniformes; Belonidae. Bases 157 to 3306 code for a protein of 1049 amino acids. The transcript is spliced from 23 exons. Gene Ontology annotation, molecular function: cell-cell adhesion mediator activity.